ACCGGAGCGUGGGAACUGCAGAGGAGAGACUGGGUCUCUCGCGAGUCCCCUUUCAGACCACAGGGCCCCCCAAAGUGGAAAGACAGGGCUGGGCAUCCCAAUACCCUGUCUUCUGAACCUUUCAGCUCAUGCCAGGCCCUAUGGCACAGCCUGGCCAGCCUAGGCUACUCAGGAAAGCGUGAAGAAGGGCGUGGGGCACGGCCAGGCCCAGGCCCCCUCUCUUUGUGUCUCCGGCCACUUCUCCCCUCUGCUCUGUGAGCUGAUAGGACUCAGCCCUGAGGCGUCAUCCUUGCUCCAGAACUAACCCCUGAGACGGGAACUGACCCUAAACAGGGCUUUGGUAAAGGCUGUCACUAGAAAUGGAUGAAUCAAUCAUUGGACAGUUGAACACACGAAAUGUCGGGGGGGCUGCAGGAGGAGCCGUGUAAAGAUGGACUGGAGGUGGUUGUCCCAGACCUGCCGCUGACCAGCUGUGUGACCUUGAACGGCUCAUUUCCACCAUCAGCCGAAACGCACGUGAGAGCUGUGACUUUUCAGUCCUGUUUGGAGACUUACCGGGGACUGCAGCCCAGGAGCCAGCCUCCAGCUCUGGGGCACUGCUCUGAAGUAUAUGUGAGUUAGGUGAAGAGGGUAUGUGCAACCAAGCACAUGUCUCAGGAGACGGUUACUGCUAGUCAUGAGGAGCAGCCUUCAGCUGGAGGCAUUUAAGGCGCAGGACGCACAGCCGCGGCUGCAGGACCCAGAGGCCAACCCUGACGGCCCAGGAGAGGAACAGAGGGAGGGGCAGGAGCCAAAAGCACCACCACCGGCCUCCACGCCUGCCCCACCACCAGGGAACCAUGCUCCUCGCCACGUUCAAGCUGUGUGCCGGGAGCUCCUACAGACACGUGCGCAACGUGAAGGGGCUGAGGCACCAGGCUGCGCUGGCCAUCGGCCAGGAGCUGAACCGGAGGGCCCCGGGGGGCCCGACCCCAGCUGCCUGGAUUAACCAGGUUCGGAGUCACGGCUCUCUGCUCGGUUCUCAGCUGGAAGACACUCUCUACAGCGACCAAGAACUGGCCUAUAUCCAGCAGGGAGAAGAGGCCAUGCAGAGGGCCCUGGGCAUCCUCAGUCACCAGGAGGGCUGGAAGAAGGAGAGCCAGCAGGCGAAUGGGGACGAAGUGUUGAGUAAAGUGAUCCCAGACGUGGGCAAGGUGUUCCGGCUGGAGGUGAUAGUGGACCAGCCCAUGGAGAGGCUUUACGAAGAGCUCGUGGAGCACAUGGAGGCCAUGGGCGAGUGGAACCCGAAUGUCAAGGAGAUCAAGGUCCUGCAGAAGAUUGGAAAAGACACAGUCAUCACUCACGAGCUGGCCGCAGAGGCGGCAGGAAACCUCGUGGGGCCCCGAGACUUCGUGAGUGUGCGCUGUACCAAGCGCCGGGGCUCCGUGUGUGUGCUGGCUGGCAUGGCCACGCACUACGGGGAGAUGCCCCAGCAGAAGGGCGUCAUCAGAGCUGAGCACGGCCCCACCUGCAUGGUGCUCCAUCCCCUGGCUGGAAGCCCCUCAAAGACCAAACUCACCUGGCUGCUCAACAUUGACCUCAAGGGAUGGCUGCCGAAGACCAUCAUCAACCAGGUCCUCUCGCAGACCCAGGUGGAUUUUGCCAACCACCUGCGCAAGCGCCUGGAGUCCCGCCCCGCUCUCGCUCUCGCGGCCAGGUGUUGAAGAGCAGCCUGCUGCUGCCAAGGGCUCCCAGCCGGGCGCGCUUGCAGGCUCGCGAGGAGGUCUCUGCCGGAAGCCUACAAGUCUGUUAGAGAUCUUCAUCCAGGGACAGUGGGAUGGGAUGGUGGUGCGUUUCCAGUAGGAUACUAGAACUCAGAUGGGUAACAUUUUAGUACCAGGAAAGUGGGGACAAGGCUCUUUUAACUUCAUUCACUGAUUAGCUGUAAAAUGAAGCAUAGGGGUCCCAAAA
Molecule: messenger RNA, 1950 nt
Organism: Kogia breviceps (pygmy sperm whale)
Lineage: Eukaryota; Metazoa; Chordata; Mammalia; Artiodactyla; Physeteridae
Source: RefSeq, a predicted model, not a curated record